Messenger RNA from Moneuplotes crassus, 891 nucleotides. Lineage: Eukaryota; Ciliophora; Spirotrichea; Euplotida; Euplotidae. The record is from the annotation of a GenBank genome assembly.
AUGAAUAACCAUCACUCUGAUCAUUGUCAGCAGAAUCUUGCCUCUUCUUCUCCUCACAACCUUCUAAAGAAGCUCAUGAAUAGAAAUAACACAAAAGUUAAGAAGAAUCCUAAUUUGAAUUUAUCCCAAGAAGAUAACAGAACCGAUACUUGCAGUCCGUCUUCAAAGUUAAGUCAGACUAAAAAUGAGGUCGACUAUAGUUUCUUCUGUGAAGAUUCCAUCCCUCACAAUUUAUUUGGAAGUUUUAUAGUAACACCUUCAGAAUUGAUUGAUCCUUUUAAUAGUCAACCAGACUCCCGAGUUUAUUCCUAUUGUUCUUUUACUUCAAAGAAGGCUUCUCAACAGAAAGAGAGGCCUGACAUUCAAAGAAGAAAGAUGCUCAGAAGUAUGAAGAGGUUCUAUUAUGAACUUUUCAAAUACCUCAACAACAAGUUUUUCUAUUUGAGACUCAAAAGGGUUGUUUACUCAACUGUGAUCAAGGCGCUGGAGAACUUAUGAGCAGUAUAUAUCAGUAAGACUCAUGCAGAACAAAUGGCCCAGUUCAUGUUUAAAUUCCUCAACAUUAAAUGAGCUUCUUGAACUUCUGCUCAGUCUGAAGCUUUUAAAAGUGGAAAGAAAGUCUACAACUGCACUUACAACUACAGCAUCAGCAAGUUCGAUUCUUUGUUUGAGUCAGAGCAUUUCAGGAUACUCUUAUUAUCGUAUUCUGGACUGCAGCAGUCUAGCCCUCUUUGACUGCAAGAAAUGAAGUCUAAGCAACAAUGGCCGAACAGAUUUGAUACUCACGACGGAAGCUAUCUCAGACUCAUCUAUAAGCACCUUCGCAAAGGAAGAAUGGAGAAAUCGGAUGCAUGUCUAAAGGAAUCUGUCAAGAGGUGUCAAUAUUAUUAA